AGCAACAUCUGAUGCAACAUAACAAAAUCAGCUUUCUGUUUGUGUAUAAAAUAUUUCCGUGUUGUGGACCUCGCUAGACUAGAUCUAUUUCAUUCAGGGAUCUUCAGUGGUUCAAGAAAACACAUUGUAGUAAGAAAUGUCGGAGAAUAGCGCAAGUAACCCUGCGCCGGCAGGGGAUGCGGGCCCAGCAGAUGGUCAAGCACCGAAGCAGAAGACUGAAAAGGAAUUGAAGAAGGAAGCACAAAGACUAGCCAAACUGGAGAAGUUCGAGGCUAAAAAGAAGAAGAUGCAAGCAGAAAAGAAAAACCCUGAUGAGUCAUCAGAUAACAAGAAAAAGAAAGAUGAAGGAAAGAAGAAGCAGGUGAUUACAUAUGAUGUCCCAACAGAGAAAGGUGCCAAAAAAGACACCAAGUGCCCCAUGCCUGAUGCCUACAGCCCAGCAUAUGUGGAAGCAGCUUGGUAUGAAUGGUGGGUCAAGGAAGGAUUCUUCAAGCCUGAAUAUGGAGGCCGAGACUUGGCAGCAACUCCGUAUGAGGACAAAUUCAUCAUGAUGAUCCCGCCUCCCAAUGUGACAGGCACGCUCCAUCUGGGUCAUGGACUCACUAACUCCAUCGAGGACUGCCUGGCUAGAUGGCACCGCAUGAAGGGCAAAGUGGUACUGUGGGUUCCUGGCUGUGACCACGCAGGUAUCGCCACGCAGGUCGUGGUGGAGAGAAAACUGUGGAGGGAACAGCGCAAGACCAGGCACGAUCUCGGACGAGAAGCUUUCACCAAAGAAAUCUGGAAGUGGAAGGAGGAAAAAGGCCAUAACAUCUAUGAGCAGCUGUAUGCUCUCGGUGGCUCAUAUGACUGGGACCGUGUCUCUUUCACCAUGGAUGAAAAACUGUGCAGAGCUGUGACGGAAGCCUUUUGCAGGCUUCAUGAGAGAGGCCUCAUCUACCGCAGUGUUCGUCUCGUCAACUGGUCAUGUGCUCUCAACUCAGCUAUCUCUGAUAUUGAGGUGGACAAGCAAGAAGUUGAAGGUCGGACUUUGCUGAGCGUCCCAGGCUAUGCAGAGAAGGUUGAAUUUGGCGUGCUUACAUCUUUUGCCUACAAGGUCUGCGACUCUGAGGAAGAAAUCGUCGUGGCCACCACUCGUGUUGAGACAAUGCUGGGAGAUUCCGGCGUCGCUGUUCACCCAGAGGAUGAACGCUACAAACAGCUGCAUGGCAAAUUUGUCCAGCAUCCGUUUUUCCCUGAUCGUAAAUUGCCGAUUGUCUUGGAUGAGUUUGUGGACAGAGAGUUCGGCACAGGUGCUGUGAAGAUCACCCCCGCCCACGACCACAACGACUACGAGGUGGGCAAGAGGAACAAGCUUCCUUUCAUCACCGUCAUCGACAACGCUGGGCUCAUCACACAAGACUGUGGACAGUUCUCUGGCAUGAAGCGGUUUGAUGCUAGGAAGGCCGUGCUCCAGGCCCUCAAGGACUUGGGUCUGUACAGGGGGACCAAGGACAACCCUAUGGUGGUGCCCAUCUGCAGCCGUUCCAAGGAUGUGAUAGAACCUCUGCUCAAGCCCCAGUGGUACGUAGACAUGAAGGAGAUGUCGGACAAAGCCGUGGCCGCUCUGAGGGGAGGCCAGCUCAACAUUGUGCCCGAGAUGUUCCACAAGACCUGGUACUCUUGGCUGGAGAACUCACGGACACUGAUGGGAACUACUGGGUCAGCGGUCAGUCUGAGGAGGUGGCCAGACAGAAGGCAGCAGAGAAGUUUAAAGUUGACCCCAGUGACAUCACCCUGACCAGAGAUGAAGAUGUUCUUGAUACAUGGUUUUCCUCCGCUCUCUUCCCUUUCUCCGUCUUUGGAUGGCCUGAUCAGACGGAUGACGUGAAGGUUUUCUACCCAGGCACACUGCUGGAGACGGGACACGACAUUUUGUUCUUCUGGGUGGCCCGUAUGGUCACCAUGGGCCUCACGCUGCUCGGAGACCUUCCCUUCAAGGAUGUAUACCUACAUCCGAUGAUCAGAGACGCCCACGGUCGCAAAAUGAGCAAGUCAAAGGGCAACAUUGUCGACCCGGUGGACGUCAUUCACGGCAUCUCUCUGGAGGAGCUGAACAAGAAGCUGUUAGGGUACAACCUGGAGGACAAAGAGGUCAAGAUUGCCAUUGCUGGGCAGAAAGCAGACUACCCCAAUGGUAUCCCAGAGUGUGGAGUCGACGCUCUACGUUUUGCCCUGGUGGCCUAUUCUGCACAAGGACGUGACAUCAACCUGGACGUGAUGCGCAUCCAGGGCUACAGGUUUUUCUGCAACAAGUUGUGGAACGCCACCAAGUUUGCUCUCACCAGUCUGGGAGAGGGGUUCCAGCCUUAUCCAACUCUACAGCUGACUGGCAAAGAGAGCCUGAUGGACCGCUGGAUCUUGAGCCGACUUUCGCAAGCCAUCAAGUUGGCGAACCAGGGAAUGGAGAGCUUCGACUUCCCCGCUGCCACCACCGCUGUGUACAACUUCUGGUUGUAUGAGCUCUGUGAUUGGUACCUGGAGUCCCUGAAGCCGCUGAUCCGAGGAGAGGACGAGGACGCCAAGCUGGUCAGUCGCAACGUGCUGUUCACCUGCCUGGAUGAGGGCCUGCGUCUGCUGCAUCCUUUCAUGCCCUUCGUCACGGAAGAGCUGUUCCAGAGGUUGCCGUGGCGAACUCAAGACGCCCCACCCAGCAUCUGCGUUACUCCGUACCCAGAGCAGAACGCGGCUAUCCCUUACAAUGAAGCCCUGGAGGCAGACUUGGAGUUUGUCCAGAACGUGAUCAAGAGCAUCCGCUCCAUGCGCUCAGACUAUCAGCUGCCACCCAAGACCAAGAUUGAAGUGUACCUGAAAUGUGCCGACGACGCAACGUCCCAGAUGCUGGGGAGCUACGAGGAGUUGAUCUCCACCAUGUGCAACACCAGCUCUAUCUCUUGCUCGACGACGGACCCGCCCAGCGGCUGUGCCAUGUCCACCGUGUCAGCGCGCUGCGAGACGCAUCUCAUGCUGAAGGGCCAGAUUGAUAUUCCCAAAGAACUCGCCAAGCUGCAGAGCAAGAAAGAGUCACUGAACCAGAAACUGGGGAAACUGACCACAGACGCAAGCAAGUCGGACUACGAGGCCAAAGUACCAGAAAAUGUGCGCACAGAGAACAGUAAAAAGAUGGAGCAGCUGACUGCUGAGAUUGCAACGAUUACGUCCGGUGUGGAAACGUUACUUAAAUUACAAGAUUAGCGCGUCUUGCUUGAGCCUGAUUUAUAGACUCCUCAGUUGUCUGCUUUGUACAUUGUUUAUUUUUAUUUAUGAUAUUUAUAGCAUAGGCAGAAUGUGACUCCCCUUGAGAGAAAGCUCUGUGACAGACUCUCAGAUUUGAAGCGGACUGCUCAGUUUGUGCGCGACAUUGGACGGACUAUCUAGCUGCUGUCAUCGAGAAGGAGGAAGAAGAAAAUUAUUAGUAUAGGGAAUGCCCCAGCUGUGUAUCACUCUGUCAUCCUGUGAGUGCCGCUCGGUGGGAACAGGCAAAGAAAAACAGAUGGGGAAACUGAUGAUUACAUUUAUUAUUACAGCAAUUUUGUACCUGUGUGCUCUACUGAUUCACUGCUGUGUUCUGAACUUGUACAAAAUAUAAGCUUUUAUGGGAGCAACGUUAUUUUGUAUUGCUCUUACUGUUCUAAAGUGUGAAAUUCUUUUUGUCAUAACUCGAGUCUGAGAGAAUUUCUUGAGCUGGGAAAAUGGCAGUAACUGGAAGAUUUCAAUGUUAUUUAAAUUUAAUGUGAAAAAUAUGAUGCAUUGUUUGCCCUUUAUUGCCCUAUGCCACCAUUAGCGGGCAGGAGAUGAGAGAAAAUUUGGUAGAAAGUGAAAGUCGACUACUUUCCUCUCCUUCAUUGUGAGCUUGAUUGCAGCUGCUUAAAUUCUGACAGAUUAUGGAUUUGUUUUGUUUGUUUUUUUAUUGUGCCACUGACAGUGACUUUUAGUAAUGGUUAGGAUUAAGGGUGAAUGUUCAAAAUUCUUCAGAAUUGGUCUCAUUGGCCAUAACAGAAGCCAUAAACCAUCUUGUUAUUCCUUCCUUAAAAAAAAAAAGAAAUUAUAUUCUUCAUCUGCAGAUACAUUGGUCAUGGUCAGAUAUUGCUGGACAAACUGUUAUUCGUUAUGUUCAAACACAGCCUAGGUUGGUGAUGACAUUGGAACCCUCCUCCCAAAUGUAUCAAAUUUUGUUGAGGGGGACAUCAAAGGUUAACCAUCAAUCAUAGUUGUCAGCUUUGAGGCUUCUGUAAGGUUUAAUUUUUUUUUUUUUUCAAUUCUUUUUUUUUGUUUUUGGUUUGCUUUUUUGAAUAGAAGUCUCAGCUUCGUAGUAGCCUCUUUUGGAGGCUAGUAACGCACUUUUCUCUCUCCUUCAAUAUCCAAUUUGUCUUAUAUACUUACUUACAUAGCUGUGUUUAGCUGGUGAGACCAGGAACGUUUUCUUUGAUUUGCUCAUUCCUGUGACCAGACUGGUGUACGUCUCUCGUUGAGCCUCCGUUCUUGCUGCCGUGAUUUGGCUGCUUUGAUUUUUGUCAUCCUGGACAAGUGUAUGAUGAUGUUGGAUUCAGCACAUACGUCUUUGUUAUUUCAAUAAAUAAUCAUGUACAAAAAAUGUACUAUAAUCAUGAGAACACCACCCCCAUCCCCAGGCCUGCGUUAAAUAAAGACAAUGAGAACCCAAAUACUGUGCUCAUUUCGCAUAUAUGCCUAACUCAUGAUUUAUCAGAUGCUCUGUCUAGCCUGUUCUGUAUAACAAGAAGAUCAUAAUUAUAGUCCUGACAUGUAGAUGGCACUGAGUAUAGUAAAUAAGGUGGGGGUCUUUUUGAUAACAUUGCCUCUUGUCGACCUUUCUCGUUUAUCUAACUUUAGAAACAAUGACUAGAAUUAGUAAAUGUAUCAUAAUAUUGCGUCAUCAACAAACAUGUACCUUCGUUUGUUAAUAAUUAAUUAAAUGGUUCAGUCAUCUUUUAGGUAAAGAAUUACUUACUUAUCAUUUCAUCUCUGCAUACAAAUGCAGAAAGCUUGACUUGUCUUAUUUAUAUUAGUUUUGCCUAAGGUUCUCAUGACGCCAUCUGAAAACUCGAGACCCUCAGAUGCACCACGCCUGAAGGUGUCACAUGAUAUUGGAUUGAACGAAAUUGUGCCUUUACUCAAAUCAUUCUUUUUAAUGUCCAGAUAUUGUAUCAGCUUGUCUCUAUAAAAUUGAUAAGCUGCCAGUGUUUUUCGCGAUCAAUUAAAAAAAAUAAAGGGUUACAAACACAGCUGCUUUGAGUUCAGUACCGGAUUGGAAAUGUGACAGUAAGUUGACUUCAGGAUUGCCAGGGUAAUUCCACUUGAACAACUUUUUUGUUUGUUCUUUUCACAAGUGGACCUAGUCACCCCAACCUCUGUGCACCAACGUGCAUGCUCGCUCUCUCUAUUGUUGUUUAGUGUUUAUAAAAUACAAGUCAAAUUGACAUAUUCCACCACUUCGCAGAUGUACUUGUAAUUUUUUUAAACUUUGUUCCUUUUUUUUUCUAGAAUGACAGGAAAUUCCAUUGUUCCUAUAGUGUUGCCAGCCUUUCAUAUUUCGUUUUGCUAGUUUUAAUGAUACAUUGUAAUUAACAUCUGAGGAAAUCUGAGGCACCGCUUGAAGCAAUUUGACUCUACUUUCAAGUCAGCCAUUUUGUAGACAUCUAAUUGUGCUUAUGUUUUCUUGAAACUCGCCAUUGGUGACUGAAUAAAUUGUUUUUGAUCAUAAA
Molecule: messenger RNA, 5762 nt
Organism: Aplysia californica (California sea hare)
Lineage: Eukaryota; Metazoa; Mollusca; Gastropoda; Aplysiida; Aplysiidae
Product: valine--tRNA ligase
Biological process (GO): valyl-tRNA aminoacylation
Cellular component (GO): cytosol
Molecular function (GO): ATP binding; aminoacyl-tRNA deacylase activity; valine-tRNA ligase activity
Source: RefSeq, a predicted model, not a curated record